This is a messenger RNA of Phytophthora sojae, 831 nucleotides long. RefSeq lists its product as hypothetical. Lineage: Eukaryota; Oomycota; Peronosporomycetes; Peronosporales; Peronosporaceae. Gene Ontology annotation, biological process: DNA recombination; DNA integration. Gene Ontology annotation, molecular function: DNA binding. The transcript has a single exon. The annotation marks the transcript as partial. The record is from RefSeq and is a predicted model, not a curated record.
AUCGUCGGACUAUUUGCCGGAAUCUGUUCCCUCGAGGGACACAACUCCGGGAAGAAGGGAAACAAAUACCAGACUUUCGAUGGGAAAAUGGCGGCAGUCGCCUUCGCUCACAAAUCCGUGCGCAACGCAAGGCUCAAUUAUAAGAAUCCGGAAUAUGAGCUCAUUGCUCGAGGGUAUAAGCGCCUCAACAGCCACGUGGAGAGGAAACAACCAGUCACCACAUCCAUGCUUCUCGCGAUGCAUCGCCAACUCGAAGCCGACCGGUCUGUAGACAAUGCGGACACCAAUGACAUGUUGUGGGGGUCUAUCCUACUGGGUUACUUCUUUCUGGAUCGCAGCUCAGAGCUGUGGGGGCCAAUUGUGCAAGACUAUUCUACGGGUGGGCGAACACAUUGUAUCCGCGCUGAAGACGUGACAGUCCAAGACCGGGAUGGUGUCCCAAUCCAGGCCAGCAGAGGCCAAGGACACUCCGUGGAAAUACAUUUCAGGUCGCACAAAGGUGACCAGACUCGACAAGGAUCUACAGUUCGCCACUACAGGUCUGGUCAGCGUCACCUGUGCCCGGUGGCGGCCGCGGAGGCCUGUCUCGCGAUCCGUCAAAAAUGGAUACAAGCUGGAAAGAGGUUGGGUCCAUACCUCACAUCUGUGAAUGGGUCUGCAACAAUCUCGAAGUCGUCCGUAGCGAACCUGAUCAAGGCUGCAGCUACGAAUCUGGUCCUGAAUCCAAACGAUUACUCGACCCACUCCCUUCGGAUUGGUGGGGCAUGUGCCCUAUUGGCUGCCGGGAAAAGCGAGUUAGUCAUUCGUCUGAUGGGACGUUGGGCAAGUUGA